UCAGUUCCUCGCUGCUUUGCGGAUUCUGCGCUGUCUGCUAAAGUACCGGGCGGGAUUUCCGCAAUACAAUUCAGUAUGGCGAAGACCUACGAUUAUUUGUUUAAACUGCUGUUAAUCGGGGAUUCCGGUGUCGGGAAGACCUGUGUGCUGUUCAGAUUCUCGGAGGAUGCCUUUAACUCGACGUUUAUUUCGACGAUAGGUAUCGAUUUCAAGAUCAGGACAAUAGAACUAGAUGGCAAGAAGAUAAAGUUACAAAUAUGGGACACGGCAGGACAAGAACGAUUCCGAACGAUCACAACAGCAUAUUACAGAGGAGCAAUGGGUAUCAUGCUGGUUUAUGAUAUUACCAAUGAGAAAUCAUUUGACAACAUCAAAAACUGGAUCCGAAACAUCGAGGAGCAUGCAUCAGCAGAUGUAGAAAAAAUGAUUUUGGGGAACAAAUGUGACAUUAAUGAGAAGAGGCAGGUGUCCAAAGACAGAGGCGAGAAGCUGGCGUUAGAGUACGGCAUCAAGUUCAUGGAGACGAGUGCGAAGGCUAAUAUCAAUGUUGAGAACGCAUUCUUAACGCUCGCCAGAGACAUAAAGUCAAAGAUGGACACGAAAUUGGAGGGUAACAAUCCUCAGGGCAGCAACCACGGAGUGAAAAUUACCCCUGAACAGCAGAAAAAAAGCAGCUUCUUUCGUUGUGUGCUACUGUGAAGACCAAGGCCUUACUGUCCGCCGCCAAUGGGCUGGACACGACUGGACUAUGCUCUCCUUCUUAGCACUCCUCCUCCUUCCUCUCUUCUCUCCUUCUCUGUCGCGCUCUACUUCCAGCCCUAGGACAGUCGGAGUUCCUGGCUCCUCUCAUCUUCUUCCAUUGACAGAUUAGCGAUGCCGCUCAUGACCCUUCCCUGGCGAAAGAAAGCAUUGGUUCUACAAGUCAAGGUGAAGAGCCGGUUGCAGAUGCAUCGCCGUAAACGCGCACCUAAAGAAGAUCCCGUACCUCCAUCUUUGUUUCAAUCGCUCGUUUUGAGCACACAACUGCCAAAAUCGAUCCAUUCCUUCAUGGCGACCUGGAAGUACUUGUGAUUGUGAAUCUGGGUCUGGCCGCAGAGCGUGAUCUAACAUUGAGCCAAUUUGAGAAUUCCGUGGGGCGAUCUUUAUCAUUCCAUUUUAUUUUCGGCGUAUUCUUCGACAAUCACAUGACCUUAUUGUAAGUAGAGGAAUAUUAUAACCCGCCUCUUAAAUGCUUCAAUUAUUAUUUUUUUUGUCCCCAGUUUUAUUUUUCACACUGAUCGUUCACACAAAAUUGGUGCAGUCAAGGUUUCACAGACAUGGCUAAUGAUAUUUUCAUAUUAAACAAAUGAAGAUCCUGCUUUUUAUUCAUCAAGAUGUGUUUACUGCCUCAUUAAAUCCAACCUCCCUUUUUUAACAUGCACAUGAAGCUAUUUCCAAAUAGUUCAGCCUUUUAUGCAGUAGCGCUAACUUUCUUUUUAAUAAUGCUUUGCAUAAUUCCAAAACUCAGGUCUUGCUUUAUUUUGACCUGAAAACGUCCCACCAUGAAAGCACAACACUUGAAUUGAAUCUACUAGAGUAUAAUCGAAUGAAACUGACUCAUAGCCCUUGUAAGGAUGAGGAAUUCCUGAGUUUGUAGUAUUAAUUAUGCGUAACCAAAAGCAAUGAGAAAGGGUGACUGUGUGACCUGAAAAGCAGAGCUAUACUUGAGAAAGCACCUCCCGUACAGACGUCCAUGCACUUUAUCAGUAUCUUUUGUGUUGUGUGUAGUUUGUGCCAAGUGAUAGUUUUGCAUCAUAAAGACAGGCGUUUUUACGUGGUUACAUGGAUUAUGACCUGCCGAAAUCAUGUUAGCGCGUUUUAAUUUCCUCCAGACGUUCUGUGUAAGGACUAUUUCUACACCAGUCUUUUCCUGAUAGUAAGCCAAAGCUAGUUUUAUGCAUUGGCUUCUAUUGAUGCAGUUGGAAUCAGUUGUUUUGUUCAUAUGUCUGGAGUGUUAUGAAUAGACUGCACCUGAAUUGCAGUCCUACAGCAUAUUAGUUUGGGUGGCACAGUGCAAAAACAAAACGGAUUUGGUUCACAUGACUAGGCUUAACUACCCAGAAUACCGUAAUCCACCAUUCCUGAUUUCAGAAUAGUGUGUUGUCGUAAGCACAUGCUUAUAAUUAAUGCAAUGCUCGAGUUGUACAGCCGUUCGAAGACAAACUUCAGUAGUUGCACUUGUUUUUUUUAGUGGUUUGAUAUGAGUUUUCACACUGAUUUCUCUCUCUUUUGAUCUUACACUGUAAAAAAUGCUGGGUUAAAAACAACCCAAUUUGGGUUGAAAAUGGAUAAACUCAGCGAUUGGGUUGUUUUGACCCAAUUUGAGCUGAGCAGUUUUAUUUAACCCAACUAUUGUUUAAAAAUGACUAUAUGUCUGGCUUAAAAUGAACCCAAAAUAGGUUGGAAAUUAAAAAUCAGACACAUAAUUACUAGAGGCAACAAUAAUAAUCAAAAGGUGAACAUUUAUUAAUAAGCAAUUUAAUACAUGUUUGUUUAAUUAUUAUUCAUUAAACUUGAUAAAUGUUUGUUCAUUAAAAAUAUUAAUAUUAAUUUCCAACACACUUCGGGUUCAUUUUAAGCAAGCAAUACUGCAAUUUUUAAACAAUAGUUGGGUUAAAUAAAACUACCCAGCAGGUUGGGUCAAACAUUUAACCCAGCUGCUGGGUUUGUCCAUAUUUAACCCAACUUGGAUUGUUUUUAUCCCAGCAUUUUUUCGAGUGUAGUUUAGUCAAACCUAUCUGUCGCAAGAGACCCGUUGUGUUUGGACAAAUUGUGCAGUUUUGCCUUUGUACUGCAGUAUACUCAAAUGUAUGUUUUGUAGUCGUAUUGUGAAAUGAAACAUGUCGGUCGGUUAAUGUACACCAGCAAUCUUUAACGCCCGUUAGCUUUGAGUGAAAGAACAAACUCUCCAUCGAUGAGAAUCCAGGAGUCAAUCUCAAAACCUGACAAGAACAUGUUCAGGUCAAAUUUCACCCCAAAACCAGUUUAUUUGGCAUUUUGUUAGCACAUUUUAAUUCAGUUUUCAUUAAUGCAAUGCAAGUAAAUCUUUUUCUGAUUACUGUACUGAAAAAAAAAAAUUGUAUAUAUUACUAUUUACAUAUCAUGGUACCAUCUUUGUCAUGGAGAAAAAUAUGGAUGCAUUACAGUAAUGAGAACUUAAGAAGUUAAUUGUCAUGAAAAUGUCUCAAAUGUUCUUUAUGCAAUUUAUAUAUAUAUUUUUUUUUCCAUUGGAUUUGGGGUGUAAUGUGACCUGGAUGUGUUUUAAAGAGAUUAGGGAAGCACACUGUUUGUCUGUUUUUCCUGCGAGGCAGAGGUAUAUGAAAUUCUCUUCUUGCUGCAAUAAGGCACAUUCACUUUUCUUUUUCCAAGCUUAAAUGUUGACCAACUUGAAGUGACUUCCUGUUUGCACCUUGUUCUCUUUCCACCUCAAGGAGACUGUUUUGGGCUCAUAUUUGUCAUAUUCUUUCAUGUUAGGAGUUGUGUAACAGGGGUCGGCUCAUCUUUAUCUGUACCCAUAGCAUCUCUUUUCUCUCCCUGUCAAAUAAUACUUGCCGUUUGUCUUAAUAACUAAUACUUGAUCUUUCAUUUUGGAUCUAUGCAUCAUGAAGGUGACCUCCUGUAUGUUUUGUCUGUGUAUGUAUAUUUUUUUUCUAUAGAUGUUCUGCACAUUGAAGCGUCUAUCUGCGGAUGGCCGCAUAUGUCUAUUCUGAGCUUUAGAGGACAGUCUAGUGUUUAAAACAUGUUUGGCUGUAAUAAUGAACCUUAGACACAACUUAAUCUGGCCUUUGGGUGUUUUAAAGUGAUAGAAUGAAAUGCAAAAAUAACUAUAACAAACAGCUGGCAAAACAUGUUUAUUUGAUUUGCAGACAAACCAAGUGGAAAAGAACAUUAGCAAACAGGUACCGCUUUCUGUCUUAAACGCUUUGCAGUUUAUUGAGCAGUGAUGCGUAUGUCUGUCAAUCUCCGUUUUCGCUGUUUAGUUUGUCUUUCUUGUACUUCUUGGUUUGAAACGACUGUCAUCCAUAUCAUUUACAGAUUCUUUUAUAUGACCAUGUUUUCAUUUGUUGAUUGUGAGGUAACUGGGGAGAUUGGUAAAUUACAUUUUGGUAAAAAAAGAAAAGAAACAAUUGUAAAUAACUCUAAAAAGAGAUCUACUUAAAUUGUACUGUACUUUCUAAAACAUUGAAAAACGGAUCUACGGUUUUUGUAGAUAUCUGUACUUUUGAUUUAUUAAAACAAGAUUCUUUUAAGGGA
This is a messenger RNA of Ctenopharyngodon idella (grass carp), 4293 nucleotides long. RefSeq names its product RAB8A, member RAS oncogene family (gene rab8a). Gene Ontology annotation, biological process: protein localization to plasma membrane; neurotransmitter receptor transport to postsynaptic membrane; protein secretion. Bases 76 to 699 code for a protein of 207 amino acids. Lineage: Eukaryota; Metazoa; Chordata; Actinopteri; Cypriniformes; Xenocyprididae. The transcript has 8 exons. The record is from RefSeq and is a predicted model, not a curated record. Gene Ontology annotation, molecular function: GTP binding; GTPase activity. Gene Ontology annotation, cellular component: dendritic spine; synaptic vesicle; trans-Golgi network transport vesicle.